Molecule: messenger RNA, 2839 nt
Organism: Selaginella moellendorffii
Lineage: Eukaryota; Viridiplantae; Streptophyta; Lycopodiopsida; Selaginellales; Selaginellaceae
Product: pentatricopeptide repeat-containing protein At4g02750-like
Exons: 2
Coding region: 74-844 (256 amino acids)
Biological process (GO): RNA modification
Molecular function (GO): RNA binding; protein binding
Source: RefSeq, a predicted model, not a curated record
CUCGGAUCUUGGCCAGCGCUGAGUGCCGCCACGACAAGCUCCUCGCCAAUUUCUGCGUGGAGAUGUAUGGCAAAUGCGGGGGCGUGCGCGAUGCCAGGCCCGGGAAACGUUCCACCGGAUGCCCCGGGCCUGGAACGCAAUGAUCACGGCGAGUUCUCGCGGCGGCAGCGUGGAUGAGGCGAAGCCUCUGUUUGAUUCCAUGCCCCAGCACGACGUCGUCUCGUGGACUGUCAUGAUCCAGGCGCUUGGUCGGAACGGGCAUUUGGAGGACGCAGGUAAGCUCUUCUCUUUGAUGCCUGAGAGGAAUGCGAUCACUGAGACUACAAUGAUCCAAGCCUAUGGCGAAAACUCCCGCGUCCAUGUAGCAGUUGGGAUCUUCAACAAAAUCCCAGAGAGCAACCUCUUGCCAUGGACUUCCAUGCUCGCUGCAUGUGCCCAGAACGGGCAGCUUGAAGAAGCUCGCGCGGUGUUUCGCAACAUGCCGGAGCACGAUCUCGUCGCGUUCACCUCAAUGCUCACAGUGCACAUCCAGUCGGGGGAUCUCGAGCAAGCCAAGGCCAUCUUCGCCCGAAUGCCCGACCAGGACAUCAUCUCCCAGACAGCGAUGAUCCAGGCCCUCUCGCAAAACGGCCAGCUCCGAGAGGUCGGCUCAUCUUCGAGGAGAUGCCCGUCCAGAACAUCGUCUUGUGCACAGCUCUUCUCUCCUCGUAUGCUCAGAGCGGCGAUCUGGACCGAGCAAAACAGAUGUUUGACAAGAUGCCGCAGCGGGACGCCAUUGCUGGACGUCUCUCGUCGCCGCCUACGCUCAGAGCAAUCACUUGGAGGAGCCCAGGAGCUUGCUUGACCGCAUGCCAGUCCACAACUUGGUGCUCACCACGGCCAAUACUGUAAGCUCGGGAGAAUCGACGAGGCCGAGGCGGUGUUCGACAAAGUGGUGGUGAAAGACAUCCUGGCCUGGAACACGAUGUUGGCGGCUCACUCGCAGCAUGGCUGAACUACGGAACACUUUCGACGCUAUGCCGGAGAGGGAUAUCGUCUCGUGGAACAUCGCAGUGGCGACUGCACGGGCACGUCGACGAAGCUCGAAAGCUCUUCUCCAGCAUGCCACAGUAAGACUGCGUUUCCUGGACGAUCAUGAUCGCGGGCUAUGCCUGGAACGGGUAUAUGAGACACUUUCGACGCCAUGCCACCGGUGUCUUCCGAGGUCGUCUUCUCCAGCGCGAUGUUCACGGCUUACACUCUGGCCGAGAGCUUCUCCGACGCCAUGCAGUUUUUCUACGCCAUGAACGCCGAAGGAUCACUCCAGUCACCUUCACGAGCGUGCUCGGCAGAUGCAGCCACGCGGGAUUGUUUUCUUCGACGUGGAUCCUGUCCGCGAGCACUACAGCUGCGUGGUUGAUAUCCUCGGCCGGUCCGGACAGCUCGAAGAGGCCGAGGUGCUUCUGGGUUCUAUCCCGUUUGAACUGGAUGCUGCGAGCUGGGGGGCUCUUCUCGGUGGCUGUGGGAUUCACCGCGACGUCCAGCGUGGAGAGCGAGCGGCAGAGAAUGCACUCAAGCUGGAUCCGAGCGAGGACGGCGCUCGGAUGCUCUUGGCCAACAUCUAUAAAGCUGUUGGUAGGACGCAGGACAUGAUCAGGCUCAAAAACACCGUUCGGAUGCUGAGAAGCCGGAAGCUCCAACUAGAACGAGAGCGUUUUCACAAGACAAUGGAAAGCUUCCCUUACCAGCGUAAAGGCUCGACUGCGGGAUCAACAGCCUCGUCGUGACUUUGCAACAAGUUUUUCUGCUCAAAACUUUCCGGGACAACCUCUCCAUCGAUCAUCGAGCACUGUUGCUGCUGCUGCUGCGCUGCUGCUUUCUCGGUGUACGUGCUGGAGAGAAGCUGAUACAUCGACUUGUUCUCGGGGUCCAGCUCCAUGAGAUGCUGCGCAGCUCAAGUAGCUCGUCCAAGCAACAGGUCCUGGGAAGAAUGGCAUUUCGUCGGCAUGAUCCAGCUGCUUUGCUCGGCCCAGGACCUCCACCAUGCAGCCGUAGUGAUCGAGCUCUGGCCGCAGUCCAUACUGGGUGAUCAUCAACACGAAGUGCUCGUGAGCUCUCCGCAGUUGCACAGUAGAGCCACGAAAGUGCUCUCCGUAGGCUUGAGUCCCUCGAGGUUGAGCUCCCGGAAGAGCUCCACGGCGGUUUUGUACGAGCCAUUCUCGGCAUAGCCAGCGAUGAGCGUGUUCCAGGAGGUGAUAAUGGUGUUCCACGACGCGAGCUCCAGCUGUGGCAUCAUCUCGAAAGUCCUGCUGGCCUCCGCGAAGCGCCUUCUUUGGGCAACUGCUGCGAGUAAAGCGUUCCACGACACAACGUUCCGGCAAGGCACAGAUUCGAAGAAAUGUGGCGCGUCCUCUGGGCUGGAGUUCACAGUGAAUGCCUGGAGCAUCAAAUUCCAUGAGAGAUCGUUCUUGACCGGCAUGGUGUCGAAGAUAGUGAACGCUUCGCGCAAAUGCCAGUGAUGGGCAUGUGCUGUGACCAUGGCGUUCCCGGCGAUUGUGUCGUGGAGCAUUCUCUGGAAGAUCGCCUCUGCCUCAGCGAUGUGCCCGGAGUGGGAGUAGUCCGCGACGAUCGCAGUCCAAGAGAUGACGUUCCUUGGUGAUCGAACAAGAGCUUGGCCGAUUCCAGAUCCCCAGACUGGGCAUGCGCCUUGGCUAUGAGAUUACAGGAAACGGCAUCGUGAUCCAGCAUCCCAUCAAAGAGCUCCCGAUUCAGCUGCCGCUCCUGCGUGUAUGCUGACACAACUGCGUUCCAGGAGAAGGUAUUGGGGAAGUCGAGGCCAUCAAACACUGCCCUUGCCUCC